Messenger RNA from Coniophora puteana RWD-64-598 SS2, 2981 nucleotides. RefSeq lists its product as uncharacterized. NCBI's taxonomy places the organism in Eukaryota, Fungi, Basidiomycota, Agaricomycetes, Boletales, Coniophoraceae. The coding region runs from base 78 to 2873 and encodes 931 amino acids. The record is from RefSeq and is a predicted model, not a curated record. The transcript is spliced from 17 exons. Gene Ontology annotation, molecular function: DNA binding; zinc ion binding; DNA-binding transcription factor activity, RNA polymerase II-specific. Gene Ontology annotation, biological process: DNA-templated transcription; regulation of DNA-templated transcription.
CUGAGUGUUAUUCCUUGAUUACCAGUACAUGCUUCGGAGCACUAAACAUCGAACUUUGACUAUUCUGCAUCACCCGCAUGACAUCGUCCGAGGAAGAAACCAGUGCCGCUAUUUCGUCCCACACAAGCGCCAAGAAACGCAGAGUUCAGCGAGCUUGUGAUGUCUGUCGGCGCAGGAAGAGUCGCUGUGACGGAGAUCGGAUGCUAGGAAGCAAGUGCACGACCUGUUCCAUGAACGAUUUGGAGUGUACGUAUGUAGAGGCAGGAAAGAUACGUCGAGUAUCGAAAGACAGAUACGUUGAAAGUCUGGAGAGCAGACUUCAACAAAUGGAGAGACUGUUUUCCAAGUUAUGCCCCGAUCUCGAUGUUGCCGAGCAACUUCGGAACGAAGCUGGGAAUGACGUUCAGACAGGGCACGGCACAGCCCUAUCCUCUUCACCCUCUUCCGUGUCGCAGCCGCUGUACCGAUCAUCCACUCUCGGGUCAAGACAUCAGUCCCCCACCCUUGAGGAUCCCGUGUCAAGCGACGAAGAGGUGGAUAUGCUUGACCUCAAGCUGACUGAAAGUAUCCGCAAAAUGGCGAUCGACCCAACACGCCAUCGGUUCUUUGGUAAAUCGAGCGGACUAAAGCUCAUUCAGCAGGCACUAGACCUCAAGAAGGAGCACACUGGUGAUCGAGCAGAGAAUAUGCUCGAUGUCUUUUAUCGCAAAGAGCCAACUUUCCUCCGCACCCGUCAGUGGGAGAACCUAGGCAGAAACAUGGAAGAGCCACAGUACUCCUUCCCAGAGCCCGACCUGUGUUGCAAGCUCAUCGAUCUGUACUUUACCUACAACAAUCCUAUCACGCCUGUGCUUCACCGCCCGACAUUCGAGCGCAAAUAUGCCGAUGGGUUGCACCUCCGCGACUCGGCGUUUGGAGCCGUCGUCCUCCUGGUGUGCGCGGUUGCUUCACCGGGAUGUGAUGAUCCUCGGGUGCUGCUUCCGGGGAUUGAGACCGAGCACUCAGCGGGACGGCAGUAUUUUGAGCAGGUGCAGAUCAUGAGAACGACGCUGCUGGCACCACCGUGUCUGGAGGAUAUGCAGGUGUAUUGUCUGUCCGCGAUUUAUGUACAGGGGACGUCGACGCCUCAAGCGUGUUGGACAAUUGUUGGAAUCGGCAUCAGGUUGGCCCAAGACGUUGGUGCUCAUAGGCGAAAGGUGUACAACCGUAAACCGACAGUUGAGGAUGAGCUUUGGAAGCGCGCUUUCUGGAUUCUGGUUAGUCUCGACCGAGCAUACAGCACCGGCUUAGGCAGACCUUGUGCGAUACAAGACACCGACUAUGAUCUUGAUUUUCCUGUUGUUUGCGACGACGAGUACUGGGAACAUCAAGAUCCAGAGCAAUCUUUCAAGCAACCGCCAGGCAAACCGUCUUACGUUGCGUACUUUGUCAGUGCUCUUGAGCUCGGCCAGGUUUUGGCUUUCGCGCUACGGACUAUCUACUCUAUCAACAGGUCGAAGGUCAUGCUUGGCUUUACCGGACAUAAGUGGGAGCAGCAUAUCGUCUCCGAGCUAGAUUCUGCGCUGAACAAGUGGAUCGACUCAGUCCCAGAUCAUUUAAGAUGGGACCCAAACAUACAAGACCCUACUUUCCUCCUCCAAUCCUGUGCACUUUAUGCGGGCUACUAUUAUACGCAGAUCCUUGUCCACCGUCCAUUUAUCCCUUCGGCUCGAAAGCCAUCGCCGCUAUCUUAUCCCUCGCUUGCAAUAUGUACGAACGCAGCACGCUCGUGUUGUCACGUCGUUGAUGGAUACGUGCGGCGAGCUGGUAUGGAUAUGUCCCCGCUCCCCAUUGGAAUUCAGUCCGCAACCGUCACAUCGGGUAUUGUGCUUUUGGUCAGUAUCUGGGGCGGCAAGCGGUCCGGAAUGGUAAUCAAUCCUGAGAAGGAGAUGGUGGAUGUGCACAAGUGCAUGGCUGUGCUCAAGCUUUGCGAGAGGCGAUAUCCUUUUGCGGGUAAAUUUUGGGAUCUCUUGUACGAGCUCGCGUCCGCGGGCGACCUUCCGCUUCCGCAAGCAAGGCCGACGGGAGCGGUCAAGCGCGAGCGGGAAGAGGAUCUAUCCUCUGUGGCGUCCGUCCUGCAAGCUGAACAGCCUGAAUCUGAGCCACGCAAUAUCGCAAGGCUGCGUCGUGUUGCGCGGAGUAGCACCGUACAGCCUGACAUGCAUACGCAGAGCAUCCAAGCACCAUCAACAUCGUUCAUUCAGGCUACGUCAACGACGCACCUCUUCAACGAACAGCCCCAACGUCAACAUCAGUCCCAGCAACAGACGGCGAAUGAUCAAAUGAACCUUGGCGCAACUGCAUUGUCGACCUCGCAGCCCCCUCAAACGCAACACGUUCUUCGCUCUGGCGAUCUUGACCCAUUUGGAGCGUGGCUUGAUGUUGGCGCCACUAGUCUAGACCCGUCCUCAAUCAUGGCGGCUUACGAUACCUCAAAUGUUGGGGAUACCAGUGAAAUUAACGGCUUUCAUGCGCAAGAAUUUGUUGCGGAUGGUAGCGACAACUCAACUGCGACCUCGCAUGUACCUUAUGGAUUCGACCACUUCUUGUUUUACCUCAUGCAGCAGCAGCAGCAGCAGCACCCAAGUAUCGGCAUAGAUGGCUCUGCUAUGACCGGAUUCGAGAAUACGGGCACGAACGGAAUGGCGAUGACUCCGCAGGCGACCGCGUCAGACAUUGGUUCGAGCCACACGGAUGGCAAUGGGACGGUGAUGUGGUCGAGCACCCCGACGGAUUUUCAAGUGAACGAUUGGGGUUCGUACCUUAGCAAUGCCUCUGGAACGAAGUACGGCGAUGGGACACAGCCGCAGCAUCGGCAAGAUCGUAGCUCAUGAACCGGAGGUGCGGAGAAUCCUUCGAUAGCCAGAAAUCAAGUGGCCUCGAUGCGACAACGGUUAUGAUUAAGUUUGCGAUUUAUCAAAGGGCGUACUUCUAUAACUGCA